Eptesicus fuscus (big brown bat) is the source of this 2070-nucleotide messenger RNA. RefSeq names its product sialic acid-binding Ig-like lectin 12. The coding region runs from base 1 to 1377 and encodes 458 amino acids. Lineage: Eukaryota; Metazoa; Chordata; Mammalia; Chiroptera; Vespertilionidae. Gene Ontology annotation, molecular function: sialic acid binding. Gene Ontology annotation, cellular component: plasma membrane. Gene Ontology annotation, biological process: cell adhesion. The transcript has 8 exons. The record is from RefSeq and is a predicted model, not a curated record.
AUGCUGUGGCUGCUGCUGCCCCUCCUGUGGGCAGGCUCCCUGGCUCAGAAUGAUGAAUACAGUCUGAAGGUGCAGACCCCCGUGACGGUGCAGGAGGGCCUGUGUGUCCAGGUGGCCUGCAAUGUGUCCUACCCCCGGAAUGGCUGGGAUGACUCUACACCAGCUCACGGCUACUGGUACCGGGAACAGGCAUAUGCACCUGUGAGGGUUUUAGUGGCCACAAACAACCCAUCUCAUAAAGUGCAGGAGGAGACCCAGAGGCGAUUCCACCUCCGCGGGGAUCCCAGGAACUACAACUGCUCCCUGGACAUCAGAGACGCCCGGAGGACAGAUAACGGAUCAUACUAUUUUCGGUUGGAAAGAGGAGGUUAUAAAUUUUCUUACAUAAAAAACAAGCUCUCCGUGCAUGUGACAGCCUUCAACCACACACCCCACAUCCUCAUCCCCGGGAACCUGGAGAGCGGCCGCCCCAAGAACCUGACCUGCUCCGUGCCCUGGGCCUGUGAGCGGGGCACGCCUCCCAUCUUCUCCUGGACGUCAGCUGCCCACAGCUCCCUGGGCCCCAGGACCCGCCUCUCCUCCGUGCUCACCCUCACCCCACGGCCCCAGGACCACGGCACCAACCUCACCUGUCAGGUGCACUUUCCUGCCGCUGGUGUGACCGUGGAGAGAACCAUCCAGCUCAACGUCACCUACUCUCCACAGAACUUGACCAUAACUGUCUUCCAAGGAAACGGCUCAGCACCCACAGUCCCGGAGAAUGGCUCGUCUCUUUUGGUCCUGGAGGGCCAGGCCCUGCACCUGGUCUGUGUGGUGGAUAGCAACCCCCCCGCCAGGCUGAGCUGGGCCGGGAGGUGGUGGAACCUGACCCUGAGCGCCUCCAGGUCUGGGGUCCUGGAGCUGCCUGCAGUGCAGGUCGGGGAUGAAGGGGAGCUCACCUGCUGGGCCCAGCACCCUGGGGGCUCUCUGCACUCCUCCCUGAGCCUCUCUGUACAGAGGAGAGCAUGCCCAUCAUCGGGAGUGAUGCUGGGGGCAGUCGGGGGUGCAGGUGUGACCACCUUGCUCUUCCUGGCCUUCUGUGCCAUUUUCAUCAUAGUGAGAUCCCGCAAGAAGAAGGCGUCAAGGGCAGCAGCAGGCACUGGGGAUGCAGGCAUGGAGGGUGCAGACGCUGCCCAGAGGCCAACCCCUCAGGGUCCCCUGAAUGAAUCCCAGCCAGACAGCCGCCUAGAGCACCUUCCCCCAGCUCUGGCUGCCCCCUCCUCGAGGAAGAAAGAAGAGAUUCAAUAUGCAUCCCUCAGAUUUCAUAGGAUGAAGCCUGGGAACCCUCAGGGACAGGAGGGCAUCACUGAAAAUGAGUACUCGGAGAUCUUGAUGUGAAAGCGGGAAUUGCAGAGACUUGGCCUUUGGAGGGCAAAGGAAAAAAAAACAACGGGCAGAUUCCUGCAGAAUUAAAAGCCCUCCGGGUGAUGAGUUAAAAGUAUGGUGGAAAGAACACUGGCUUUGGAACCAAAGAGCUGUGAGUUCAAAAUCCACGCUCCGCCCCUUUCCUGAGUAAAAUGACAGACGAGUCCCUGCCUCAGUUUCCUGCCCUGUGGAACCAGUGGAGAAGCCCUACCUGAAAGUUUGUGGUGAGAAUUCUGGGAGUGAAAUCCUACCAGCGCACCUGGCUCAAUGUGUAGGCUGCACACGUGCUGGAUCCCUGGGCUUUGCAUGGAAAGGUCCUACCGGGAAUUUCUCCUGACCCUGGAGGGGACCAGCACCAGUCCUUGCACCCUGAGGUUCCUCGUCCUGGGACGUCCCACCCAGCCUUUUCCUGCUUCUAUCGUUGAAAAUGGAGCUCAAGGGGUGCCCUGCGAGCAAGUGGAUCGAGGUGUGGAAAUAGUGAAUCUUACACGUGAUAUAAUCGGUUUCUAUAACUGGAAUCAUACUCCGUGUCUGCUUUUCUUAAACUUGGCCUCGCAUUUGUCGAGGAUCCGCUCUGAGAGUGUAUCAUGGUUUGUGUACUCAUAUUUUUUCUAUGGACGAACGUUUGGUUGGUUUCCAGUUUGGGGCGAUGAGGCAUAAAGCUGC